Messenger RNA from Melopsittacus undulatus (budgerigar), 2396 nucleotides. RefSeq names its product sterol carrier protein 2 (gene SCP2). The record is from RefSeq and is a predicted model, not a curated record. Bases 14 to 1618 code for a protein of 534 amino acids. The transcript has 16 exons. Gene Ontology annotation, molecular function: acyltransferase activity, transferring groups other than amino-acyl groups. Lineage: Eukaryota; Metazoa; Chordata; Aves; Psittaciformes; Psittaculidae.
CUCCACCGCCAUCAUGGUGCAUCGGAGGGUGUUCGUGGUGGGCGUUGGCAUGACCAAGUUUGCAAAGCCUAGUGAGAGCAUGGAUUAUCCUGACAUGGCUAAGGAGGCAGGCCAAAAGGCUUUAGCUGAUGCUGGGAUUCCUUACUCAGAAGUGGAGCAAGCAUGUGUGGGUUAUGUUUAUGGUGAUUCGACCUGUGGACAGCGGGCAAUCUAUCACGGUUUGGGUUUGACUGGCAUUCCUAUCAUUAAUGUUAACAACAACUGUGCUACUGGAUCAACUGCUUUGUUCAUGGCCAGACAACUAGUACAAGGAGGUUUGGCAGACUGCGUUCUGGCCCUUGGCUUUGAGAGGAUGGCAAAAGGAUCCCUUGCCUCAGGUUUUUCAGACAGAACUAAUCCAAUGGACAAACAUUUGGAAAUUAUGAUAAAUAAAUAUGGCUUAGCAAGUGCUCCUGUAGCACCUCAGAUGUUUGCAAAUGCUGGCAAAGAACAUAUGGAGAAAUAUGGGACAAAUCCAGAAUACUUUGCAAAAGUUGCAUGGAAAAAUCAUAGCCAUUCAACUAACAACCCGUAUUCCCAGUUCCAACAGAAGUACACAUUAGAUGAAGUUUUGCAUUCUCGCAAGAUUUUUGAUUUCUUGACUGUCUUACAGUGUUGUCCAACAUCAAAUGGUGCUGCAGCUGCAGUUUUGUGUAGUGAGGAGUUUGUGAAAAGGCAUAAGUUGCAGUCACAGUCUGUGGAAAUUCUAGCCCAGGUGAUGGCUACUGAUUAUCCAAGCACAUUUGAAGAAAACAGUUGUAUGAAGAUGGUUGGCUAUGAUAUGACUAAAAAAGCUGCUGAAAAGUGUUUUGAAAAAGCAGGCCUAAAACCUACAGAUGUUGAUGUGAUCGAACUUCAUGACUGUUUCUCAGUUAAUGAGUUCAUCACCUAUGAAGCUCUGGGACUCUGUCCAGAAGGAAAAGCAUGUGACCUGAUUGACAGAGGAGAUAAUACUUAUGGAGGAAAAUGGGUUAUUAAUCCUAGCGGUGGCUUGAUUUCCAAGGGACAUCCACUUGGUGCUACAGGCCUGGCGCAGUGCGCCGAACUCUGCUGGCAGCUGCGCGGCCUGGCCGGGAGGCGGCAGGUCCCCGGGGCAAAGGUCGCGCUGCAGCACAACCUGGGCCUCGGCGGGGCCGUGGUGGUGACGCUGUACGGCAUGGGCUUCCCGGGACACCGCAGCACGGGCCGUAUUGCGGCUGUGCCUCUCAGCGCAGAAGUGGAUGGAUUUAAGUCACAUUUGGUCUUCAAGGAGAUUGAAAAGAAGCUCCAAGAGGAAGGAGAGCAAUUUGUCAAGAAAAUUGGUGGAGUCUUUGCCUUCAAAAUAAAAGAUGGUCCUGGUGGGAAAGAAGCAACUUGGGUAGUAGAUGUGAAAAAUGGCAAGGGCUCCGUAGCAGUUAAUUCAGAUAAGAAGGCAGAUUGUACAAUUACAAUGGCAGACACUGAUCUGUUAGCCCUCAUGACUGGCAAAAUGAAUCCUCAGACAGCAUUCUUUCAAGGCAAAUUGAAGAUCUCUGGGAACAUGGGCAUGGCAAUGAAACUUCAGAAUCUACAGCUUCAGCCAGGCAAAGCUAAACUUUGAGCUCCUUAGAAAAAACAGUUAAUACUUGAUAUUUUUCACAACGAAAAGUAGAAUGAAACUAGGCAUUAUCAAUAACAUGGUGCAGGCUGGGUUUGAUUGGACCUCUCUCACCUAAAUUAUGUGGUUAGAGACCUUAAUUCUCUUAAUAUAUUCCAUCAGUUUCUCUAUGGCAAAGAUUUUUAAGCUAAGCUUGAGGCACUAACUCUUACAAAUGGUAUAUGGUGGGUAUUUGUGACAAUUCCAGUUUAAUUAAUAUGAAAAGUUUUAUAAACCUUAGAGCUGAAUGAGGCUGCUUUACUGUUCAGCUUCAUUGGGAAGAGAGGGAGGAAGGUGAUAGUUUGACAUAUCAAUUACAUUAGUUGCAUAUAUUUGAAGCUGUAAUAACGCUUUCAGACUUCCAUUCUAGCAAAUUUGUUGCUGCUUAAAUUAACGUGGUCUUGUACAGGGGAUCUGUAACAGCAUUUUUUUAGAACAGGCUUUAGGAAUUUGCUAUAAAAUCCUUUUCUUAUUACUUCUUUGGAAUUAAAAAAGAAACAAAAUAUACCCAGAAUUAAGGAGGAACUAGAAUGUUGCUUUGAGAUUCACAGGAUUUUGGUACCUUUCACCUUGGACAAAAGAUCAGGUUUGCCAGGAAAGCAGAGAGGGAGUGUUCUUACCUGCUUUCUCCUGAGAAAAUCUGACGUUGAUCAUCAUGAAAUGUAACAGCUUUAAGUUCUGUUUUGGGAAAAUGUAUCCUGCUUGGAGGUUUAAUAGAAAAUUAAAUAUACUUUUACUGUUC